This is a messenger RNA of Nicotiana tabacum (common tobacco), 1850 nucleotides long. RefSeq names its product serine decarboxylase. The record is from RefSeq and is a predicted model, not a curated record. Gene Ontology annotation, biological process: carboxylic acid metabolic process. NCBI's taxonomy places the organism in Eukaryota, Viridiplantae, Streptophyta, Magnoliopsida, Solanales, Solanaceae. Gene Ontology annotation, molecular function: carboxy-lyase activity; pyridoxal phosphate binding.
CUAUAAAUACAGAACCAUAUUUGUUCAUUCUUUUUCCUCUCUCCGCAAAAUCAAGAAUUGCUGAGCCGAUACUGCCGGUCUUCCCUAUACAACAAUCUCUCUUAAUUCAGCGAUUGUUGAUUCGAACAGAGCUAUGGUAGGAACAAGCGCAGUAAUUGAAUCGGUCAGCUCCGCUGUGAUCGGAAAAGAGGUGGCAGCGGACAGUCGACUUGAUCUGACGACUGUGGCGGAGCCGGUGCCGCCAGUGGUGAAAUCGGACGAUGUAGAUGGCGCGGUUAAUGACGGUGAGGAGCAGAAGAGGGAGAUUGUGUUAGGGCGGAACAUACAUACAACGUGCUUAGCUGUUACGGAACCUGAUGCUGAUGAUGAAUCUACCGGUGAUAAGGAAGCCUAUAUGGCUAGUGUUUUGGCUCGGUAUCGGAAGACUCUUACUGAUCGAACUAAGUACCAUUUAGGGUAUCCAUAUAAUUUGGACUUUGAUUAUGGUGCACUCACACAGUUGCAGCAUUUUUCCAUCAAUAACUUGGGGGAUCCAUUCAUUGAGAGUAAUUAUGGUGUGCACUCAAGGCAGUUUGAAGUUGGGGUUUUGGACUGGUUUGCACGCCUAUGGGAAAUAGAGAAGAAUGAAUAUUGGGGAUACAUCACAAACUGCGGAACUGAAGGAAAUCUUCAUGGAAUCCUUGUUGGGAGAGAAGUAUUUCCCGAAGGAAUUUUGUAUGCUUCGAAGGAGUCUCAUUAUUCUGUUUUUAAAGCAGCACGAAUGUAUAGAAUGGAAUGUGUGAAGGUUGACACUCUACUAACUGGUGAAAUAGAUUGUGCAGACUUCAAAGUUAAGCUACUAGCAAACAAGGACAAACCUGCAAUCCUCAAUGUCAACAUCGGGACUACUGUGAAAGGAGCCGUCGAUGAUCUUGAUCUCGUCAUAAAAACCCUUGAAGAGUGCGGGUUUUCACAUGAUCGGUUUUAUAUCCACUGUGAUGGGGCUCUCUUUGGUCUUAUGAUGCCAUUUGUCAAGCGUGCACCGCAGGUUACUUUCAAAAAGCCAAUUGGUAGUGUGAGCGUCUCUGGUCACAAGUUUGUGGGAUGUCCAAUGCCAUGCGGUGUUCAACUGACAAGGUUGGAGCACAUUAAUGCCCUUUCUAGGAACGUGGAGUACCUUGCUUCAAGGGACGCCACUAUCAUGGGAAGUCGGAAUGGGCAUGCUCCACUUUUCCUUUGGUGCACCCUGAACAGAAAAGGGUACAAGGGAUUCCAGAAAGAAGUCCAGAAGUGCCUAAGGAAUGCUCAUUACUUAAAAGAUCGCCUUAUAGGAGCUGGAAUCAGUGCUAUGCUGAAUGAACUGAGCAGCACAGUUGUUUUUGAGCGACCUAAAGAUGAGGAAUUUGUUCGCAAGUGGCAACUUGCUUGUGAAAGAAAUAUGUCACAUGUUGUCGUAAUGCCUAGUGUCACAGUCGAAAAGCUGGAUGACUUCUUGGACGAGUUAGUUAAAGCACGAUCAAUCUGGUACAAGGAUGAGAACGUCAAGCCUCCUUGUCUAGCUGCAGAUAUCGGGAGUCAAAACUGUUGCUGCCCUCAGCACAGGGGACGUAAUUCUUAGAUAGAGAAGCUAUAGUUUCUCAUUGUUUCUGUAGGAAACAUUAGAGCCAUCGUGCCACUGAUGUUUGAAUUAGAGAAGCUAUUAGUUUCUGUAGGAAGCCUUGGAUUCAUUGUAGAAGUGAUGUUUGAAUUGUGACUUGGACCCAUAGAAGUGUAUCGGUGUGGCAUUUUUGCUUCUGCAUAAAUGUGUUAUCAUAAGGAAGGAUUUGCCAAGAUUAUGUGGCAGCUUUAUGAAUCUUUUGUGUUCCUCUCCA